Molecule: messenger RNA, 399 nt
Organism: Miniopterus natalensis
Lineage: Eukaryota; Metazoa; Chordata; Mammalia; Chiroptera; Miniopteridae
Gene: FABP2
Product: fatty acid binding protein 2
Molecular function (GO): fatty acid binding
Source: RefSeq, a predicted model, not a curated record
AUGGCCUUCGACGGGACCUGGAAGAUAGACCGGAAUGAGAACUACGACAAGUUCAUGGAGAAGAUGGGCAUCAAUAUGGUGAAAAGGAAGCUGGCGGCCCAUGACAACUUGAAACUGAUAAUCACGCAGGAAGGAAACAAAUUCACCGUCAAAGAAUCGAGCACUUUUCGGACCGCCGAGAUUGUUUUUGAUCUUGGUGUUACUUUUGAUUACAGCCUAGCGGAUGGAACUGAACUCCGUGGGACCUGGGACCUGCAGGGGAAUAAACUUGUCGGAAAAUUCAAACGGGUAGACAAUGGAAAUGAACUGAAUGCUGUCCGAGAAAUCAUAGGCGGUGAGCUGGUCCAGACUUAUGUGUACGAAGGAGUCGAAGCCAAGCGGAUCUUCAAAAAGGAGUGA